CGCCACUUCCUUCUCCAUUCGGCAGUCGAACGAUACGGCGGCGUAUCGGGCAAUUGGCGAUCGCUUGUGUGUAUCGUGCUCGUAGUUGACCGGUGGUGUGCCGUGAGUCGCACCGUAACUACGCGGACAAACGUCGUCAGAUAAAGCGAGCGCGAUGGCCGAUCAGGAGAGCAAGGAUUUCAGCGACGACAUCGCAGAGCAGAACUUCGCGGAGCAGAAUGGCGAGUCCGAGAAUAACGGCGAGAACAACGUCGCGGAGAACAAUCAGGAGUCUCAGGAAGACAGGUCGGCCGGGGCUAACCAGGAUUCUCUGAACGAUAGGAAAUUAUUCGUCGGUGGUUUAAGCUGGGAAACGACAGACAAGGAAUUGCGAGAACAUUUCAGCGCAUAUGGUGAUAUUGAAAGUAUCAAUGUCAAGACAGAUCCAAAUACAGGACGAUCGAGAGGAUUCGCCUUUAUCGUCUUUGCUAAAGCCGAAUCUCUCGACAAGAUUAUGGCUGCUGGUGAUCAUGUUAUCAACAACAAAAAGGUUGAUCCUAAGAAAGCGAAAGCCAGACAUGGGAAAAUAUUUGUCGGCGGGCUUUCGACGGAACUUUCUGAUGACGAUAUCAAGAAUUUCUUUUCACAAUUCGGAACCAUUGUCGAAAUGGAGAUGCCGUUCGAUAAAACCAAAAAUCAGAGGAAAGGAUUCUGCUUCAUUACUUUUGAAUCUGAACAAGUGGUUAAUGAGCUAUUGAAGACUUCGAAACAAACAAUAAAUGGUAAAGAGGUUGACGUGAAGAAAGCAACGCCCAAACCCGACGGAAUGAUCGGUAUGCGCGGUGGACCCGGCGGCCGCGGCGGUCGUGGCGGAAGGGGCGGUCGAGGUCGUGGAUUCGGUCAAGGCGGAUGGGGACAGGGUGGCUAUGGCGGCGGUUACGGUGGCGGCUACGGCCAAGGAGGAUACGGCGGUGGCUACGAUGGAUAUGGAUACGAUUAUUACGGUGGUGGUGGGUACGGAGGUUACGGCGGCGGCUACGACUACAGUGGAUACGGUAACGCAAGCCGCGGUUUCCGUUUACAAUCACAAUAUUACAACUCGUCCAAUCAUUCCAUUCAAUAUACAUCAACAUCGGCAUUCAGAGACACGGGACUCGAGUAGCAUGAAAAUUUACAGGAAUCGUUCCAUAAUAUUUUGUUGAUUUUGUUUUUGUAUAUACAUAUACGCGCUUGCUUUUUUUCAACUCUUACAAAACAUUUGCGUGUACGUGCGUACACACAUCGUGUAUCGUGAAUACUUAUAAUAGUAGAUUAUUUUAAUUUUUUUUUCUACAAGAUGAGACACACGGCGAGAAAAGAAAACCAGCAUAUAUAGGUAAGCAGGCGAUGUAUUUUUUACAUGGCGUGCAAAAAAAAAUUACAAAGAAUAAAUCGAGCUGUUUAUAACGACCGUGUGAAAUAAUAUAAAAGGAUUACUUCUUCCUUAUUAGUAAGAUAUAAUAAUAGGAUUAAACAAAUUUCGUUUUGUGUACAUAAUAUAUCUCGUAUAUAUACAUAUGUAGUUUUGCUCUGACCUAUUACGGUAACUUAAUACUUUUUUCUUUUUUAUUAAACACGACAUGUACACAAGAUUUAUGUUUGAAUCGUAGAGAUCAUCAUUUAUACACUAGAUUUGAAUAAAAGACUGACACACGCAUAAAAUGGAUUUAUCAGACUUAUUAAUAGAAUUGAUGCUCUACCUAUUCCGUCGUAAUACACGCGUAUGUAAGCUUAGCUUGCAGUCUCACGGUGUCACAUUUAGCCUGUGCCACGACAGGAUUCUCGCUCGAUCAUAAAGAACAGCGCAUGUACAUUAUAUUUAUAUAACGACAAGUUCAUUCUAACACGACGAGAAGAUUGUCACAAUAAAAUUUUUAAAGUACAACAGAUGAUAUUGUAUCGAGAAUACAAUAUUGGGAUUGUGUAUUUUUGUCCGAGUACAUACUGUUCUGAUCUUA
Temnothorax curvispinosus is the source of this 1976-nucleotide messenger RNA. RefSeq names its product RNA-binding protein squid-like (gene sqd). Gene Ontology annotation, biological process: regulation of gene expression. Gene Ontology annotation, molecular function: RNA binding. NCBI's taxonomy places the organism in Eukaryota, Metazoa, Arthropoda, Insecta, Hymenoptera, Formicidae. The record is from RefSeq and is a predicted model, not a curated record. The coding region runs from base 155 to 1141 and encodes 328 amino acids. Gene Ontology annotation, cellular component: nucleoplasm. The transcript is spliced from 8 exons.